Oncorhynchus keta (chum salmon) is the source of this 1200-nucleotide messenger RNA. RefSeq lists its product as uncharacterized. The transcript is spliced from 4 exons. NCBI's taxonomy places the organism in Eukaryota, Metazoa, Chordata, Actinopteri, Salmoniformes, Salmonidae. The record is from RefSeq and is a predicted model, not a curated record. Bases 1 to 1080 code for a protein of 359 amino acids.
AUGAAUCACUCUCAGGGUUCCGUCAUAUUGCUUUCACCUAUCCCGUCGGUCCAGAUCAGGCCUUCACCUAUCUUGUCUGUCCAGAUCAGGCCUUCACCUAUCCUGUCUGUCCAGAUCAGGCCUUCACCUAUCCUGUCUGUCCAGAUCAGGCCUUCACCUAUCCUGUCUGUCCAGAUCAGGCCUUCACCUAUCCCGUCGGUCCAGAUCAGGCCUUCACCUAUCCUGUCUGUCCAGAUCAGGCCUUCACCUAUCCCGUCGGUCCAGAUCAGGCCUUCACCUAUCCUGUCUGUCCAGAUCAGGCCUUCACCUAUCCUGUCUGUCCAGAUCAGGCCUUCACCUAUCCUGUCUGUCCAGAUCAGGCCUUCACCUAUCCUGUCUGUCCAGAUCAGGCCUUUCACCUAUCCCGUCGGUCCAGAUCAGGGCUUUCACCUAUCCCGUCGGUCCAGAUCAGGGUUUUCACCUAUCCCGUCGGUCCAGAUCAGGGUUUUCACCUAUCCCGUUGGUCCAGAUCAGGGCUUUCACCUAUCCCGUUGGUCCAGAUCAGGGCUUUCACCUAUCCCGUUGGUCCAGAUCAGGGUUUUCACCUAUCCCGUCGGUCCAGAUCAGGGCUUUCACCUAUCCCGUCGGUCCAGAUCAGGGUUUUCACCUAUCCCGUCGGUCCAGAUCAGGGUUUUCACCUAUCCCGUCGGUCCAGAUCAGGGCUUUCACCUAUCCCGUCGGUCCAGAUCAGGGCUUUCACCUAUCCCGUCGGUCCAGAUCAGGGCUUUCACCUAUCCCGUCGGUCCAGAUCAGGGCUUUCACCUAUCCCGUCUGUCCAGAUCAGGGCUUUCACCUAUCCCGUCUGUCCAGAUCAGGGCUUUCACCUAUCCCGUCUGUCCAGAUCAGGGCUUUCACCUAUCCCGUCUGUCCAGAUCAGGGCUUUCACCUAUCCCGUCGGUCCAGAUCAGGGCUUUCACCUAUCCCGUCGGUCCAGAUCAGGGCUUUCACCUAUCCCGUCGGUCCAGAUCAGGGCUUUCACCUAUCCCGUCGGUCCAGAUCAGGGCUUUCACCUAUCCCGUCGGUCCAGAUCAGGGCAGAUAAAGGAGAAUGAUGAGAAGAAGCCAUUUUAAGAUAUUUAGAUGUACACCCAGACAUACCUUGACGCUAACCAGAUCAAAGUUAAUAAAUUAUUGAUGGGUUAAUAAAUUAUUUUUUCAUGCA